GGGAGGCGCCUUAUCUCAUAUAGCCUCAGCCCAGCCAACACAGGAGGAGCCGGAACAAGACAGACAGACGGUAGCAGGAGUUUUUGGCAGACAGAACACACGCCACACAAGCCACAGUCAUGCAAGGAAGGAGCGAUGCCGCUUAGAAUUGCCCCCUCCCUUGUCCUUCCAUGCUUCCGGCCUUCUUCCCACCAGUCUGUCUUUCCAUCCAGCCAUCUUCCCAUCCGUCCAUCCGUCCUUCUAUUGGCGUGGUAUCUCUUGCGCAACCGCCACGGACCAGUCCGGGGGUCCCCAAAGUGGCGUGAAUAUCGAGGCCCACUCUAGGGCGCGGGCUGCUUCCAGACAGGACCAGCUCUCCGCGGAGCCAAGGGAGAAGAGACCAUGGCUGGCGACCCCUCUGAGCUGGAGUGGGCCAUCGAUACGCUGGUGAAAAACUACAACAAAUACGCUGGCAAAGGGUGCUGUUGCACGAAACGGCGCGGGAUCAGCAAGGGCGAUUUCCGGAAGAUGCUCAGCCACGAGCUCAACCACAUGCUGACGGACACAAAGAACAAGCAGGCGGCGGACAAGCUGAUCUGCGACCUGGAUGAGAAUCGCGACGGGCAGAUCAGCUUCGACGAGUACUGGAACCUGAUUGGGGGCAUCGCCAGCCCCAUCUCCUGCCUGAUCCGGCAGCAGGAGGAGAGCGUGAAGUUCACCAAGUAGAGAGCCCCUGGGACAAAUAACAGAGAAAGCCAGCCUCUACCACCACCACCUCGUAUCUAGUGGUAUCUGGCAGCUCCAUGUCAGCGGGGCAGGGGAAUCCGCUCCGGGUUUUAGUCUGAACUUUCAAGGAGCCAAAGCACCUUGGGCAGCUCCUUGAAAGUGCGGACUAAUUCUGCUGCCCCACUGCGGCCGUCCGACUCCCUGCCUUAACCUUGCCAUUGUUCCAGCUCCCCCUGCUGGCUGGGCUGCUCAUGACACGUCCCGUCGGCAUAUCCGCAUGAAGCUGAACUCUCCAGAGGGUUUGGGAAUGGGGAACUCUCUAUGGAAAUGAUCUGUCCAUCCCUUUAAUUCCUUUCGAUGGCAACACUUGGGAUAUCGUGUCUGGGUGAUGGGCAGUGUGUGUGGGGGGGUGAGGGUGUCAAUGUGUCAUGAGGAUACAACAGCUGUCAGACUGUGAAUAGCGUUUCAAUAAAGCCUGGAGUUGGA
Messenger RNA from Rhineura floridana, 1191 nucleotides. RefSeq names its product S100 calcium binding protein A16 (gene S100A16). Gene Ontology annotation, cellular component: perinuclear region of cytoplasm; nucleus. Gene Ontology annotation, molecular function: transition metal ion binding; calcium ion binding. The record is from RefSeq and is a predicted model, not a curated record. NCBI's taxonomy places the organism in Eukaryota, Metazoa, Chordata, Lepidosauria, Squamata, Rhineuridae. Bases 382 to 705 code for a protein of 107 amino acids. The transcript has 4 exons.